Klebsormidium nitens is the source of this 1839-nucleotide messenger RNA. NCBI's taxonomy places the organism in Eukaryota, Viridiplantae, Streptophyta, Klebsormidiophyceae, Klebsormidiales, Klebsormidiaceae. The record is from the annotation of a GenBank genome assembly.
AUGAAGAACACUCUCCACGACACAGUCAUCCUUCAAGUGCCCUCCUCUUCCUGCAGUACACUAACUCAGAGGGGCGCUUUCGCAGCCAACGGAACAGGGUGUGCAUCAGAGUCCCUAGCGCAGUCUACCCCUCCCUAUAAGGAAACUUCUUUGGCAAGCUCAGAAAGGCUGCUGGUAACCUUUCGUCCGCCACUCUUGCGACCCGUCAAAGUCAGGAAUUCAUACCCAGCCUUCUUUGUUAAAGACGCCCUCAUGGCCUUCCCAAAGGAUGCCGCCGCUUACGCCCUGGUGGGAAGGACAACUAGAGUCGUGGGAGGAAAGGGCCAUGCCCGGAUCGGCCUGGCCCAGCUCUUUCUCCUGCUCCUAUCUUGCGUGGCGGUCUUGAGCUUGGGGAUGUUUCGGGGCGCGGGGCAGGCCGCGCGCGCGCGCGUUGAGGAGGACGUUUUGGUUGAGAUCGCGAGCUUGGGAAGGCUGUCAAGACCGCAUGUUGACCUGGACGUGCCAGACUGCGGGCACCGUAAAGGGGCGCCGCGCGCAGCAGCCGCACUCCGCGGUGCGCCCGCGCCCGCGACGUUCGGCCACGUCACAGAGGCUGCGAAGCACGAGAGGAGGUCCGCGACCUGGCGGAAGAGUUGGCACCCGCCGGGAAACGUGACACCGGGGAUCCCCCCGACCGCCCUCCGCUGGACGUCCGCCGCGUCCGAGCUGGUUCACGGACUCCUCCAGGCGCAGCAGUUCCCGGACAGUUGUGCGGACGCGAAGUGGCUCGUCGUUGAGAUGGACCUUGCGGGCCUGAUGUGGAACUACCACGCGUUCCUGCGCGCGCUCAUCAUCGGCCUCCAGACUGGGCGCACGGUCAUCCCCGUCGCCCGGUCCCCUGUCCCGGGGAACGAGUGGGAGUCGGCGGCCUUUGCGGGGUGUGAAAACCUUCACCUGGGCUGCUUCUUCGAGAUCACAAACUGCACGGCGGGGAGUUCACACCGGAAAGCGGAGCUCCUGCGCGCGAGCGAGUUCGUGCCGUCGUAUCAGUGGCCGUUUAAGAACGCGAGCGCCCGGGAGGCGCUCAGUCGGGAGGAGGUGCUGCGCGCGCGAGCGUUCAAGGGAUGGGAGUACGACUGGCGGUACACUUUCCCGGCCGGCCUAUGGGACCUCCUGGCCUCUCGAGGUAUGGUCCACAUGGAGGACCGUGACGUCAGCGUGGAGCGCGCGAGCAGCGAGCAGCGGCAGUUCAUGCUCUUUUCGCUCGCGUCUAGUUGGCUCUUCAACCCGGUCCCGCGGGUUAAGGACUUGACCGACAAAAUGAUGAGCAAGUACGAGCGGUGGCGGCCGCCCGUGGUGGGCCUUCACAUCAGGCGUGGGGACAAGAUGGCGGAAGAUCCUUACUGGGUCGCCCACAAAGCGUACCGCCCCGCCAGCGACUACGGCAAGCGCAUCCGCGCGCGCGAGCGCGCCCGCGGCUUCGACUUCGCGGCCGUCUUCGUCGCGAGCGACUCGGCGACCGUCAUUGACACCAUCGCAGCGGACCCCGGGUCCGUGGGCCUGCAGCCCGACGUCAGUGUCAUGUACGACUGGGAGAAGAGCGUCGCGCUGCUCGAAGCGGUGGACGAGCACUCGCACGUGCCGGGCGAUAAGAAGCGCGACCUGCAGGAUAAGCUGGUGGCGACGCUGUACGCUAUGGUGGAGGUGUCGGAGUAUGUGGUGUGCAAUCUGUCGUCUAACAUUUGCCGUUUCUUGUGGACCGCGAUGGGAGCGAAGAAGCGGCUGGAGCAGAUCGGCUUUCAGGGGGAGCUCGGGUCGAGCCUGGAUCCGCCUCAGUGGUAUGGCCAAUGGCAGAGCUAA